UUAUAUUACUGGUGUUUGUUUGAGGUUAGAACUUGCAUUAUUCGUAAUGGGGGACUCCUUCAAGCCCAAGAUCAAUCUCGAAGCUAAAGACCCUCUCCUAAAGAAGGCCGAGCUAGAGUACAUGAAAAUUAUCGAGCAGAAAAACCGCGAGCGUGUUCAGAAACUGCAAGCCAUCGCUAAGAAAAACAGGAUCACUGGUUUCGCUAUAGGUGCCGGAGUGUUUAGCAUUUAUCUGUAUUCUAUAUUCGCGGUGAAACAGGAGACGUUCCUCGACGAUUUUAACGAGCCAGCGAAGAUACAGCAAUAA
Cydia splendana is the source of this 307-nucleotide messenger RNA. It is a transcript of the gene Ccdc56, whose product is annotated as cytochrome c oxidase assembly factor 3, mitochondrial. The record is from RefSeq and is a predicted model, not a curated record. Gene Ontology annotation, biological process: mitochondrial respiratory chain complex IV assembly. Bases 47 to 307 code for a protein of 86 amino acids. Lineage: Eukaryota; Metazoa; Arthropoda; Insecta; Lepidoptera; Tortricidae. The transcript has a single exon. Gene Ontology annotation, cellular component: mitochondrial inner membrane.